Camponotus floridanus (Florida carpenter ant) is the source of this 1860-nucleotide messenger RNA. RefSeq names its product H/ACA ribonucleoprotein complex non-core subunit NAF1. Gene Ontology annotation, cellular component: sno(s)RNA-containing ribonucleoprotein complex. Bases 277 to 1845 code for a protein of 522 amino acids. NCBI's taxonomy places the organism in Eukaryota, Metazoa, Arthropoda, Insecta, Hymenoptera, Formicidae. Gene Ontology annotation, biological process: pseudouridine synthesis; ribosome biogenesis; box H/ACA snoRNP assembly. The transcript is spliced from 6 exons. Gene Ontology annotation, molecular function: RNA binding. The record is from RefSeq and is a predicted model, not a curated record.
GUUCAUAGAUGGAGUAUCACUUUCAGGGAUCACCUAAAAGCAGGCCAUGACAUCUGUCGGUCUUCUCUCUGUCAGCUGGCACGUAGCACAUGUUCUCGCUUUUUACUCCCACUUUUCCAAGAUAAAAUGUGUACCUUUGCGCUACGCGCUGUAUCUCUGAAAGCAUGCACCACGUGCAUGUACAGUAUGUAAUAAUAAUACUGUGUAAUAGUAGAUAAUAAUACUGUGUAAUAGUAGGUAAUAACUGUAUCAAAGCCGAAUUUAGAGCGAUUAUCAAUGGCUUCUGACAUGAAAUACGAAAAUGGUAAAAUAUCUUCUCUUAGCAUUAUUGCUUUGGAAUAUGAUAAUUCUAAUUCAGAUGUGGAGGAAACCGAAGUAGAUACUAACAAAUCUGAAAAUCAAUACAAAUUUGAAGAACAAGACAAAUCUGAAAAUCAAGAAAAAUCAGGAGAGCAAGACAAAUCAGGAGAGCAAGACAAAUCUGAAAAUCAAAACAAAUCGAACAAUCAAGAUACUAUACCAGUUCCCGAAACUUUGCAACAGUAUCGCGCAAUUGAAGAAAAUAUAUUAUCUUCUUGCGAGGAAACUGAUAGUGAUGAUUCUAGUAGCAGCUGUGAUAGCAGCAGCAGCAGUAGCAGUAGCAACAGUAGCACUAGUAGCGACAGUAGCAGCAGCGACUACGAUUCGGAUGAUAUUAGUACCAAUAACAACAAGGAGAAGAAAGGAAAUAAAACAAGCAUAGUAAAAAAGAAAAAACAAAUAGAAAAUGAAUUUGAUGAUCUUCCGCCAAUAGAAGAUUUAAAAAUUAAUGUUCCUGAAGUCUUAUGUGAGCUUCUGGGUGAAGUAGAUAAAAUAGUGGAACAAUUAGUAAUUGUAAAACCAAAGUCCAAUAAGCCUGCGCUCCAUAUUGAAACAGUUUUAUUUAUGGAGAAAGGAGGAAGAGCACUCGGUAAAAUAUUAGAUGUGUUUGGUCCUGUGAGCGAACCGAAUUACUGUAUUCGGUUCAAUAGUUCUGAACACAUACAAGAAAACAAUAUUAAAGUGGGCAUGCCAGUUUAUUAUUGUCCAAAUACGCAAUAUACAUCACUAAUCUUCCUGCAUGAAUUACAUAAACUGAAUAGUCAUGAUGCGAUGGAUGAUGACGAGUUACCGGAAUUUUCGGAUGACGAGGAAGAGCGAGCUUAUUACGAAAUGUUAAAGCAAAAAAAUAACAAAGAUAAUUCUGAUGCCGGUACAUCACGGAAACGGCAAUGUCUAUCGAGUUUUACUCAAAAUAAGCCAACAACUGAAUGGCAGUCGAAUCCAUGGAACAGAAAUGCCAAAUUUCAAAGAAAGAACCAGAAAAAGCAACAGGCAUGGAGAAAUAAUAGUCACUUUAAUCUAUCGCAGUAUAAGCCAUCUUCGUAUAACGAUUCUUGGUUGCAAUAUCAAUAUCAGAGUAACAUGCAUUGGUCGCCUGUCCCGAGAAACAUACAUCCUAUGUUCAACGGGCCACAUGCGGAUUACAGACUGCCAUUUAAUAUAUCAGGCUUAUCACCAGUACAACAAUUACAAUUCUCGAAUGGUUCUAGUGACGCGGAACAAUAUUCUCAAGGUACUACACCGAAUUCUCAGUGCAAUAACAUGCAAUCGCAAUAUCCGAGGAUUCCGUUCGGCGCUUCUCCGAGAUUCAAUUCUACAUUUCCAUCCUUUCCAAUGAAUUAUCCUCAACCUCCCAAUGCAUCAUUUUCAUGUCUAAAUAUGCCUUAUCCAGCUGCACGACCGCCAAUGCAUACACAUGCUCCUUGGUCAUCUUUAUCUCCUCCCCCUCCACCUCCUUCGACAGAUUCAACAAUCAUUGAUUGAGAGUCAUUUUAAUGU